Molecule: messenger RNA, 1048 nt
Organism: Macroventuria anomochaeta
Lineage: Eukaryota; Fungi; Ascomycota; Dothideomycetes; Pleosporales; Didymellaceae
Product: 37S ribosomal protein S25, mitochondrial
Exons: 2
Coding region: 133-912 (259 amino acids)
Cellular component (GO): mitochondrial small ribosomal subunit
Molecular function (GO): structural constituent of ribosome
Source: RefSeq, a predicted model, not a curated record
CUCGCCUCAUUGCGCCUUUGCCCGGCCAGUCGCUCCUUCCUCGCGUCCUCCAGCCCACUGUUCGUAUGCAGUAGGUACAACCGGCGCAUCGCCCGCCCCAGACAGCCCCCCCAGCACGACACAUCGCCCGCCAUGGGCCGCUACAACUUCGCCCCCCUUCGCGUGCGCUCAACAGCAAAGGCGCUCUACGACUCGAAGCGCACCCAAAGCCUGCCCCAGUGGUACGAUGUCGUCGGCAAUAUCCCUACCAGCGAGACCUUGGCCCGUCCCGUCCUGCGAGCGCCGAGAGUGAAAGGCGCAAAGAAGGCUAGCAAGCUGUUCAAGCCUCUGCCCAUCGUGUACCCAGAAGAUCAGUUGCGCUCAGAGUUCUUUGGAGACCACCCGUGGGAACUGGCACGGCCAAGACUAGUGGUGGAGGACUCAGGAAACGAUGCCAAGGGCUACGACUGGCAAAGGAUCAAGCAGAAGGGGAAACAGUUGGACGGCGAGAGCGUCGUCCAGCGCCAACUAUGGCUCAUGAGGGUUCAAGGCAUGUCCAAAGCCUCCGCAUAUGACCAGGCCCGUCGUGAAUUCUACCACCACCGCCACCUUGCCGAGAUCCGCACACGCAUCGCAAAGGAAGAAGCCAUGCACGUCGGUGCCUACUUCGGCAAGGGCCCUCUCGAGGUCGGUAUGGCGCUCGAAGACGGCGCCUGGGAGAACUGGAAGGCCUGGGCCAACCAGCAGAUCGAGGAGGAGCAGAGCAUGCGCGCCCAGAUGUUCUCUGGGCCGCAGAAUGAGGACGCUGGAGUCGGUGAUUUGAGCAAUGCUGAGUACGAGAACGCGAUUACAGAACUGGCGCCGGUGCAAGCGGCUACACCGAACGCGCCAGCGUCAGCAGCGCCGAGAGGGGGUGUUCCUGCGCAUGCGUGAGGAAGAGGCGUUGAAUACAUGUACUGAUAUUGUAUGUUCGUGUAGAUAUAUCCAUCCAUGCCCGUCACUGGCCGGCAAGCAUUCAUCAGCCAUCAGUUUUCCAUUCACGUAUUAAGCACAGAGUGCACACGAUACU